AUGUCGUUGUCUAAUGCAAUCAAUUUGUCCUUUGUAGGAAGGUUUGCUACAGUAGUUUGGCAGCAGGUCCGUCAUUCAACUAAAAGGGCCGCCGGUUCGAGAACUUCCAUGAAGGAUUCCGCAGGUAGAAGACUUGGACCAAAGAAAUAUGAGGGUCAAGAGGUCAUUAGUGGACAGAUCUUGUUGAGACAACGUGGUACUAAGUUCUAUCCGGGAGAAAAUGUCGGAAUCGGGAAGGAUCACACACUUUAUGCCUUGGAACCUGGUAUUGUGAGAUAUUAUCUGGAUCCGUUCCAUCCAAGAAGGAAGUUUAUUGGUGUGGCGUUGAAUAGAGAAUAUCUAUUGCCCAAAGAGCAUUUUGAACCAAACUUAAGAAGAUUUGGACGUAGCAUUUUGAAGAAUCCAAAGGCAGCACAAUUGGAAGAACGGACUUUGCCUAGAAAGCAAGAACUGGUAAAAGAUGAAAUUUUGGAUCGUUUGCAAUCUCGUGAGUUAGAAAGAGUCAAGUUAAGGAAGGAAUUUGCAUCCAUUUUAGAAUCUCAAAAUAAACCUUCCAAUUUAACUGACAUGGAAAUCACUACUUCUUAUUUGAUUCGACUUAGAUCUUCUUUGAAAAAUGGGUUCCAAUUGGAAGAUGCUCAAUUUUAUUCCAAAUCAUAUCUUGAAAUGCAAACAAAACUUAAGGCUAAUAAAGAAAAAUGGGAACCAGCAAAACUGGCAUUAUCACUAGAACAAAUUGAAACGAUAACGAAAUCAUUGGACAAGUCAGUGUGUUUCACCAAUAAACUAAAAUUAAUGGCAUAUAUAUCACCUGAAGAAAAACUAAACAAGAAACAAGCAUUAAUGGAAACUUUAAAAACGAAAUUCAGCAAUAAUGUUGUAACAAGAAAAGAUAAAAAAUUAUUAGAUGAAUUAUUCGCCAGUGCUAACGAAUUCUUAACUCUAUCUGAAGAAGUUCAUUUAAGGAGGAAAUUUAUGAAACCUGUCUUAUCCGAACACUUGGCUCCACCUCUUGCAAAGGAGUCUGUGAAAGACAAGAAAGUAUUGAAGAAAGCAACAAUGAUAAAUUGCUUCAACUAUGAGAAGCGGAGAGUUGAUAAUAUUAUUAGGUCGAAGGAAUCUUUCCCAAAUAGAGUGUAA
This is a messenger RNA of Naumovozyma castellii, 1140 nucleotides long. RefSeq names its product mitochondrial 54S ribosomal protein bL27m (gene MRP7). The transcript has a single exon. NCBI's taxonomy places the organism in Eukaryota, Fungi, Ascomycota, Saccharomycetes, Saccharomycetales, Saccharomycetaceae. Bases 1 to 1140 code for a protein of 379 amino acids. The record is from RefSeq and is a predicted model, not a curated record.